Molecule: messenger RNA, 360 nt
Organism: Oncorhynchus mykiss (rainbow trout)
Lineage: Eukaryota; Metazoa; Chordata; Actinopteri; Salmoniformes; Salmonidae
Product: chemokine CXCL13
Biological process (GO): chemotaxis; immune response; defense response
Cellular component (GO): extracellular region
Molecular function (GO): chemokine activity
Source: RefSeq, marked provisional
AUGCCCUUCAAGCCACACUACUUGUUGGUCGUACUGACUCUCUGCUGCGUUGCUGCUCUUCACGCGUUUCCUAUGGGCGGCUUCGCUCCACGUCUGACAUGUCGUUGCAUCCGGACGUCCCCUGCCUUCAUCUCUCCCACCAGGUUUCACAAGUUGGAGAUCUUACCUGCAGGAGCCCACUGUAGUCGCAUGGAGAUGAUUGUUACCAAGAAGGACAAGACCAUAGUCUGUGUGAAUCCAGAGGCAAAAUGGAUCAACAAAGUCAUUGCCCGGUUACAAAGUAACAACAAGGGAAGUGCAGGUGUCCCCAUCUCAACCACGAAGGACGGCAUCAACAUGAUAGUGGAACAGCUACAGUAA